AUGUGCGUGUCGCUGAUGCUGCUCCUCGUCAUCAAGAGCCUUAUGGGCGAGGAGGCAGACCUCAGCAGUUACAGUUUCUGGUGCAAUGUGCCGGGGUACUCCGUCGUUGAGGCUAGGUUUGGUGCCGAGCAACACUUGCUAUGUCUGAAGAUGGUGCCAAUAGGAUCAUCCCAGCUCACAAAAUUGUCUCGUAUUUACCUUGAGCCAGACAUAGACGAACGACCGAUCGAGGCAUUCAUACCUGGCAACGUGAAAUUGGUUUCUGGGUUCCCGUUGGUGUCGCCAUCUGCCGGCGCAGCUGAGGGAUAUAUCGGGAAAGACGGGCAUUUUUACGGGGUCCUGCAUCUGGGUAACCGCACAAUGUACGCAGACCCAUACAACCGGGAUGACCCGCACAAGAUAUUUGGACCGUUCGAAGACGGUAGCUUCGUGAGCCAGCAGGCUCGACCGCGCCGCCAAUUUGCUCAGCAUCCCCACCUCGACGCAAAAGCGAUGCUAGAGACAGAAGACCCGCCUCCAGGCACGGCGCGAGCGAGGAUCUGUGACCUUCUGCUGCUGGCUGAUAAGGAGUUCUACGAUAAGGACGCACAUGGUAGCCUCAACCACGCUGUGAGCCGCAUGAUCCACGCGGUGGCUCAAGCGGACAUCAUCAUCAGGAACGCAGACUUCGACGAAGAUGGUAUGCCAGAUAACAUCGGUUUCUCAGUGAAGUACAUCCUAGUCCUGGCAUCAAAAGACACAAACGCACGAGUGUUCGGUAACGCUCUGGACCACUCCGUUGACGGCCGAACCUAUCUCAAGAGGUUUUCGCGUCUGCGUCGGCUGGGCGAGGUCUGUCUUGGCAUAGCGUUCUCUGGACAUUCGUUUCAGAACAGGACACUUGGUCUGAGCUUCACAUCGCUUGGCGGCGGAAUUGGCGGUUCAGCAGGCGGGCUCUGCGAUCGCCGCAAGUUCGGACGAUCCUUUAACACGCUUGCCAUCGCGCACGCUACUGGCAGCGGCGACGAACGAGUACCAGAGCGGAUUGCUGCGCUCACGCUGGCUCAUGAGAUUGGCCACAGCUUCGGAGCUCACCACGACGACAAUUUCCCCAACAAGCAAUGCCGCGGCUUCCUCAUGGGCGCGCAAUCUACUGCUGCGGACAGCCCAUCACACUUCGAGUUCUCGUUGUGCAGUAAACGACUAAUCUCAUCGACUCUGGACACUGUCAGCCACUGUCUUUAUGAGGAGUGGCGACCUUUCUGCGGGAAUGGUAUAGUUGAAGAGGGUGAAGCUUGCGACUGCGGGCUGCCUGUUCGCUGCGUGUUUAGCGACCCCUGCUGCACUCCUCGGACCGGCGGCGCGGAGCAUUUCGACCAAGGAACACUGCACAAAAGUGGCUGCGCCGUGGCCCCGACGGCAGCCUGCCAUCCUUCUCAAGGUCCUUGCUGCACGAGCAAGUGUCAGCUCGCUAACCUCACAGAAUUCGGAAUUGAUUGUACGACGCAACAACAAGUGUGUGCCUGUUCGGAGGCGUCCUGCCAGUGCGGACUGGGCGGGCGCUGCCUCAGCGACGGCAGUUGCCACGCUGCUGAGUGCGCAUCGCAGGGGCUUCGAGAGUGCCAAUGCACGACAAAGACAAUGGGAGGCAGACUCAAAGAAACCAACAUGUGUGGUGUUUGCUGCCAGCUCCCGGGCGCUAAGCAGUAUUGCGUCCCAGCGGAGAUCGCUGCUCAAGCCCGCAACGACAGUCCUCUGACGUGGCUACCUGGUGACUAUUCUGGCCCGACCAUAGCGAUAAGGCAGUGCGACGCAUGUCGACCGACGCUCAUACGCGCGUGGCCCAUUGGCAGCUGGUGCGUCACGCUCAACAGCGUCGGCGUUUGCGAUUCGAACUUAAUUUGCGUGGCGAAAGAGCGGCCGCGAUCUAACCAGUACCCGGACACAGUGAAAGUGGCAAUGAUGCGGCAAAGAGACACCAACAGUAAACAAUAUACAAUACAAAUAGUACCCUCACUUGUGUUCUGCUUAUCGGUAUUCAUUAUGGUGAAAUAA
Leguminivora glycinivorella is the source of this 2034-nucleotide messenger RNA. Its product is annotated as disintegrin and metalloproteinase domain-containing protein 10-like. Gene Ontology annotation, biological process: membrane protein ectodomain proteolysis; Notch signaling pathway. Gene Ontology annotation, molecular function: metalloendopeptidase activity. Lineage: Eukaryota; Metazoa; Arthropoda; Insecta; Lepidoptera; Tortricidae. The record is from RefSeq and is a predicted model, not a curated record. Gene Ontology annotation, cellular component: plasma membrane. The transcript has 14 exons. Bases 1 to 2034 code for a protein of 677 amino acids.